Molecule: messenger RNA, 1257 nt
Organism: Arabidopsis arenosa
Lineage: Eukaryota; Viridiplantae; Streptophyta; Magnoliopsida; Brassicales; Brassicaceae
Source: the annotation of a GenBank genome assembly
AGACUAGAAGAUAUAUAUAUGGCUGGUGGUAUCGGAAAAUGGCAGGAUUUUUCUCGCUAGGACAAGGCGGCGGAGGAAACAGCCAAGACGAGCACAACCACCACAGAACCAACACUACUAAUCCUUCUUCCUCGGGAACAGAAUCUUGGCUUUGGUGCAGAAACCCUAACUCUAACGCUGACGGUGGAGAAGUUGCUCCUUCUUACAAAGGAACCCUUGAGCUAUGGCAACACCCAAACAAUCAAGAACUCAUUUUCCAGCAGCAGCAACAACAAAGGCUGGAUCUUUACACUUCCGCUGCGGGUUUAGGUGUUGGACCGAGCAACCGGAGCUUAAUUGAAACUUCCGGCGGUUCGUUGAUGAUGAUGAGGAGCAGUAGUGGCGGCGGCGGACCAAGCUGCCAGGAUUGUGGGAAUCAAUCUAAGAAAGACUGCGCUCACAUGAGAUGCAGGACUUGCUGCAAGAGCCGAGGCCUUGAGUGUCCCACUCACGUGAAGAGCACGUGGGUUCCUGCCGCUAAACGCCGAGAACGCCAGCAGCAGCUUGCUUCCGGUCAACAACCGCAGUCGCAGCCGCAGGGUGAGAGCGUCCCUAAACGGCAGAGAGAGCAUAUCCAGGCGAGAUCGACUUCCCUGGUCUGCACUCGUAUACCUACUAACAACACUUCAGGGUUAGAGGUUGGGAACUAUCCGCCGGAAGUUCGGUCGCCGGCGGUUUUCCGGUGCGUGCGUGUGAGUUCCGUAGAUGAUGAAGAAGAAGAGUAUGCAUACAAAACAGCUGUGAGUAUAGGUGGUCACGUCUUCAAAGGUAUUCUCUACGAUCAAGGCCCGGCCGAGAGAAGCUCCUCAGGCGGUGGGUCUCAGCCGUUGAACCUCAUAACCGCAGGCCCGUCGGCCUCAUCAUCAAGCCCAAACGUGAGCUGCAACAAUGGAGUCGUUGGCUCCACUUCAGAUCAUUAUAUCGAUCCUGCCUCACUUAAUUAUCCUACUCCCAUCAACACUUUCAUGACUGGUACGCACUUCUUCUCCAACUCAAGAUCUUGAAUUCCACACUGAGAGUACAACAAUUCAUAACUUUUUUUAGAUUCUUACUGUAGAAUUAGGGUUUGAAAACAUCUUUUGGAGGAAGAGAUUAUAACGUACUAAUCUUUGUUGUCAAAAGUAAUUUAACUAGAGAUAAUGUUCUAUUAAAGUUCAAUUGUUACCUGAUCUUUAUUGUUAAGUUCAAGUUUUGUGGUUAUAAAUGUCAAUUAAUUUG